Messenger RNA from Triticum turgidum subsp. durum (durum wheat), 5700 nucleotides. The record is from the annotation of a GenBank genome assembly. NCBI's taxonomy places the organism in Eukaryota, Viridiplantae, Streptophyta, Magnoliopsida, Poales, Poaceae.
AUGGAUCAAUUCAAAUACAAGAAUUACCUGGACAGCAUUGUGUUGCAGCUCCGUGAGCAGUUUGCAGAUUCUUCAUUGAUGGUAUUAAACUUCAGAGAUGAAGGAAAAAGUCUGGUUUCAGGCUUGUUCUCCCUGUACAGAAUUACAGUCAAAGAUUACCCCUGCCAAUACUUAGGAUGCCCAUUGCUUCCUUUGGACAUCGUCAUCCACUUCCUCAGGCUGAGCGAGAGGUGGCUUAUGUUUGAAGGGAAGCAAAAUAUUCUGCUAAUGCACUGUGAGAAAGGCGGAUGGCCAGUGUUGGCAUUUAUGCUUGCAGCUCUUCUUCUGUACCGGAAACAAUACAAUGGGGAACAAAGAACUCUGGACAUGGUGUACAAGCAAGCACCGAAGGAGCUUCUUCAGAUGUUAACAACAUUAAAUCCACAGCCUUCUCAUGUUCGAUAUCUACAGUACAUAUGCAGAAUGGACUACGAGUUAGGGUUGCCCACACAACCUAUUCCUUUCACCCUGGAUUGUGUAAUUCUUAGAGGAGUACCAAAUUUCGAUGGGGUAGGUGGUUGUAGGCCAAUAGUUCGAGUAUAUGGGCAGGAUAUUCUAACGCUUGAUAGAGGUCGCAAUGCUCUUGCAACACCAUUCAAAGCCAAGAAACAUGUUAGGCGUUACAGACAGGCAGACAACAUGCCGGUGAAGUUAAAUGUGGGAUCAUGCGUCCAAGGUGAUGUGGUCCUUGAAUGCUUGCAUGUGGAUGAUGGCCUAGAAAAUGAAAGGCUAAUGUUUAGGGUGAUGUUCAAUACUUUCUUUAUCCAGUCUCACAUUUUACAGUUGGACUUUGAGCACAUUGAUGUCUCUUGGGAUGCUGAUCACCGGUUCAUAAAGAACUUCAAAGCAGAGGUAGGCCAUGCUUUUUUCUUACAUGUCUGGGGCAACUUAUUAUCAAAUCGAUUAAUGUUAAUUGCAAGUGCAUGCCUGAACCAGGUACUCUUUUCAGAGUUUGAUGCUGAAUCUGAUGCGUCUUCCGAAAUUGCAUCCGGUGAUGAUGAUGAUGAUGACGACGACGACUGUGGUGAUGAGAUAGAAGUUGGCUCUGCUGAUGAGUUCUUUGAAGCAGAAGAAAUCUUCAGUAGUCUUGACUUACAUGAUGGACACAAGGAUGCUGAUUUUCGUUCCAUAGCUUCUUCAGAUCGUACUUCAAGCGUUGAAGCUAGGAAAAUCUCACCAUUUUCCAGUCUUGAGCUGAGCAGUGAUGAUAUUGAUGGAUCACCAGAAAAUAAAAUCGAUGACAUGAAUAUGUCAUUUGGAAUACUAAAUGAUGAAAAUGCAUGCACAUCUGUUGACACCAAUAUUAUGCAUGAAGAUAUAACGAGAGUAGUGUCAAGUUUGGAAAGUACAACAGAUGGAGGCAGAGACAGCAUCAAUUCGAGUUCUGCUACCUACAUAGAUAAAGAUGAUGGCUGCACAGUUGAAAACAGCGAUUCAAGGCAGGACAGGAUAGUGGAUCCCAAGCAAGACUUGAGUCAUACUGAUAACGUGCUGGUCAAAGAGGUGAUUAUAUUGGAAACCAAUAAUCCAAAGGACAUUCAGAUGAUCAAAGAAGUAAUCAUAUCUGAAGUCACCGCUCCAAAACAAGUGCUGGAGGGCGAGAUUGAAUUAGGCAAUGCAGUCCACAAUUCAGAAAGCAUCAUAUUGACGGAGGCUGAUAGUACUGAAGGACUUAACAUUGACAUUGCUCUCAAACAGGAUGAGGGAGAUAGUCCAAGAGAAGAAUGCGUUACUUCUGUCAAUGGCACCAAACAAGAAAACAACAGUAAUACGGAUCAACCUAGCAUCAGUGACACAAACGUACUAGUGAUUGAGCCCGCAGAUCAGAAUAACAGGAUGGAGCCUCCACUAGUAGGGAGGCCACACCUGCAGAGCACAAGUGCUACCAUGAUUUUAAAUUCUGGCGAGCAAAAGAUUAAGCAGUCUGAUGCUUCCAAUAACAAUGGAGCUGCAGAACAAACAGAGGGAACGGAAGCUUCUGCAUCCAACUCGACAGGCCAACCUUCGAAUAUUUCUUCUGUGAAUAUGCUAUCUGAAGGUUUUAGCCUGGAAGCAAAUGGCACUCUAACUCAUGCCAGUGCAAGUACAGUUACAGCUGACUCGUCUCGACUGGCGCUAAAGAAAAAAACUUUUCUUCCUUUGUCAACACAACGUAUUUUUGCUCCAUACUCUCCCAGGCGUAAUGUGCUCCGUUCAGCAUCGACAGAUUUGUCCUUUCUAUCUCCAUUGCAAACAGAAUCUAAUCAGAACUCUGUUCCUUCUACAAGCGGGAGGGAUGUUGUUACUACACCUUCAGUGUCUCCACCGCCCCCAUCCUCUACAUCUCUGAGAUCAUCCCUAGUAAAUCCCCCUCUACGACCAAUCAAAACUGUUUCAUCUUUACCUUCAUCUUCAUCAUUGGAAGCAUAUAUAGAGAUGUCAACUUCCUAUUCUCCAUUAUCACAUGUUAACCCUCAUCCUCCCUUGAUAUCAUUAUCACCACCUCGACAACCUUACCCAGCAAAGACACAUGAAAAAGAUUUACAUGCAGGUAGUCUAUCUUUUCCUGCUUUGCCUGCUUCCAACAGGUAUGCAUCUCACCCUCCAGCGCCACCCCCACCUCCUCCUUCACGUACUCUUUGUACUAAAAUUAUUUCAAGCACCUCAAUAUCUCAUCAUGCACAAAGAAGAGAAAAAGGGUCUUGCUCCUCUAGUCCUCGUAGACAAACUAUUCUCAACCUAGGUUUUUCCUCUCUAACUUUACCAUCCAAAAGUAGUAUAGUGAUGACAGACUUUAUCUUAGGAGCCUCUGAUUUUAUAGACAUGGAAGUAACAAACAGAAGAAAUAUACCAACUGACAUGUAUGUUCCAACUACCAGUGAAGAUACAAAGUAUUUCUUUCACAUGCCUCAUUCUUUAUCUCCCAAAACUUCUCAACAUAGUACACCACAGCCUCCACCUCUGCUUCCUCUACUGCCACAACUACCAUUGCCAAUUACAGAUAGUGAAUCAGUACCACUUAUAAGCUCAAAGUCUUCUUCAGAUUGUUCAUAUAAAGAAGCAGCAACACCACCAGGAAAACAACCCCUCUCUCCACCUCCACUUGGAGCAAAUGAUCCUUCAAGUUCAAAAUUUAAAGAGGAAGUACCUCAUGAACAGCCUUUAGAUCCUCCUUUGGAAGCAUGCAAGGAAUUCUCGUGGCAUGAACUGAUCAUUGAAACCCCACCCUCCACAGUUCAUAUAAAAGAACAUGGAGCCAUUCCAACCCCACCACAUCCACCCAGCUGGCAUAGGGGAAUUUCACCUGCUCAUAUACUUACACGUCAACCCCGUCACCCACCUUCAACACCACCUGCAGCCCCGCCUUUGCCACCACACUUGUCUUUACUCCCAUCUCUAGAACCUUUGCCCUCACCUUCAGUUACACCCUCAACAGAAUCCUUGUCAUCUCCCCAUUUACCUCAAACACCAGCCCUUCAUAUAAAUGAUAUAUCAUCCCUGUCUGCCCCACCACCAUCUCCACCGCCUCCUCCACCUCCGCCUAGAGAGCAUGAAGUAAUUUGCCCUUUGCCUCCAAUUUCACCUAAAAGGCAUGAUGUACCCUCACCUCCACCACCACCUCCUUUUGGACAACAUCAAGCACUUUUGCCUCCUUCCAUUUCCCAGGAUCAUGUAAUAGCUCCACCUCCACCUCUAACAAGGGAUGCUGGAAUUCCGCUGCCACCACCACCUCCACCUAGAGAGAGCGCUGGGAAUUUCCCUCAUCCUAUUGAAGGAAGCCCAUCUCCAACUCUACUAGAAUGUCAAGUUAGAGCUCCAAUUCCGCCAUCACCUCCUUUUUGUGAAGGAAAGGAAAGAAUUCCACCUCCAAUUUCUCUUGAAGGAAAUAAAACAACUCCACAGCCUUCUCUUAUUAGAGGACGAGAAGGAACUCCACUGCAAGAUGGAUUUCAAGGUGGAGCUCCACCUCCAACAGCACCUCUUGGAGUGCAUGGAGGGGCUCCAUCGCCGCCGCCACCACCUCCUGUAGCAUGUCGAGUGGCUCCACCGCCGCCGCCGCCACUUCCCGGAGGAUGCGAAGGGCCGCCUCCACCUCCUCUGCUACCUCCUGGUGCACAUAGUGGAGCUCCACCGCCGCCACCACUUCCCGGGGGAUACGAAGUGGCACCUCCACCUCCUCCGCUACCUCCUGGAGCCUAUGGUGGGGCUGCACCGCCGCCGCCGCCACCUCCCGGAGGAUAUGGAGGGGCACCUCUACCUCCUCCUCCACCUGGAGGAAUCGGAGGAGUUCCACCUCCACCACCGCCUAUUGGAGGGAUAGGAGGUACUCCAACUCCUCCACCUCCCGCAGGAUUUCGAGGUGGAGCUCCGUCUCCUCCUCCUCCUCCCGGAGGAUAUGGCGGGACUCCUCCACCACCUCCUCCUAGAGGGCAUGGAGGAGUAGGUGGCCCCCCUCCCCCACCAGGUGCACCUGCUCCUCCAAUGCCCCCCGGAAUACCUGGUGGCCCCCCUCCACCUCCUGGAGUACCUGGUGGCCCCCCUCCACCUCCUGGUGGACGAGGUGGCCCCCCUCCACCUGGUGUAAGAGGUCUUCGUUCCUUGGGCGCAACCUCACUUACUGUAGCACGGAAGUCAUCUCUAAAACCACUGCACUGGGUCAAAGUAACAAGAGCAAUGCAAGGAAGUGUAUGGGCAGAAAUUCAAAAGCAAGAUGCUGAUAGCGAUUCUGAGUUCGAUGUGAGUGAACUGACAUCUCUUUUCACUAUUGCUCCAAAGGCAAAAGGUGGCGCAAAAACAGAAGGGGCUGGAAAAUCUAUUGGUUCCAAAACUGAUAAGAUUCACCUGAUGGAUAUAAGACGGGCAAAUAACACAGAGAUCAUGUUGACGAAAAUCAAAAUGCCACUCUCCGAAAUGAUGAGUGCUGCUCUGGCCUUGGACGAUUCAGUUUUAGACGCUGAUCAGGUUGAAAAUCUCAUAAAGUUUUGCCCAACAAAAGAGGAAAUGGAGCUUCUAAAGAACUUUACAGGAGACAAGGAAACUCUUGGAAAGUGUGAACAGUUCUUUCUAGAAUUGAUGAAGGUGCCGAGGAUUGAAUCUAAGUUUAGGAUAUUUGCUUUCAAGAUUCAGUUUCAGACACAGAUUAGGGAUGUUAGAAAGAAUUUGCUGACCGUGGCAUCGGCUUGUGAGGAGCUCAGAGGCUCUGAGAAGCUGAAGGUGAUCAUGAAGAACAUUCUGUUAAUUGGGAACACAUUAAAUGAAGGGACACCAAGAGGCCAGGCUGUUGGUUUCCGCUUGGAUAGUAUCCUAAAACUUGUAGAGACCCGUGCAACCAGCAGUAGAACAACACUAAUGCACUUUCUUUGCAAGUCCCUUGCAGGAAAGUCACCAGAACUACUGGAUUUUCAUGAGGAUUUAGUUAGCUUGGAAGCUGCUUCGAAGUUGCAAUUGAAAGCAUUGGCGGAGGAACAGCAGGCAGUUGUAAAAGGGCUAGAGAAAGUUGAACAGGAACUAACUGCUUCAGAAAGUGAUGGGCCAGUUUCUGAUGUUUUUCGGAAGACUUUAAAGGAGUUCCUUGAUGAUUCUGGUGCUGAUGUACGUGCCCUAUCAGCACUCUACGCUGAUGUAAAGUGCAGAUGCACUUUCCCUUUAUUUUGGAGAAGACCCUGCAAAAUACCCUUUUGA